GGGAAAAAAGGGAGGAAGUAUAACGGGGGUGUAGAGAAGAGGAGGGAGGUGGGGGUGAGAGGAGAGAUGAGGAAGUUGGUUGAGGAGGCGAGGGAGGGGGGAGGUUUUUUUUUUUUUUUUUGGGGGGGGGGGGGGUGUACGUAGAGAGAAAGAGGAAAAAAAAGGGAGGAAAGAGCAUCCAGCAGAGCAGGGAGCUUCCUCUGUGCUGUCAAAGCCUCUGGAUCAUGUCCCCAUUGGUCUUUUUCUCUUUCACACACACAUGUUCCCUCACCCAAUUGCUCUCUUCUCCCCUCAAACCAACCCUCCCCUCUCCUCCCCCCUCUUCCUCCCCUCCCUCCCUCUCAUGAAAAGAGUGUCUUGGCAGGGUAAUUAAGAAUGGCCUCUAAACACAGGAGUAUGGCAGGAACGCUCCAGAUGAAAGUAAAUGAUUAAAAUAAUUACAGGCUGAGAGCUGACGAGCCGGAGUGUGGGGUGGCCGCCGGACAUUUGUCGGUAAUUAGAUAAUUAAUCUGAAUGCAAAUGAUGAGCCCUAACGAAGCAGUCAAGCUGAACCAGCGACAACUGCCGUGAGUGAAAUGCGGGAGGGUGAGGAGGGAUGAGGGGGGAGGAAAAAGAAGAGAGGAUAGAGGGGAGGAAAGAAAAACACAUGAAUAUUAGUGUAAAAUAUCCAGCCUAACCCAAAAAAUCAGCAUGAACCGACUCAAAAAAGCACAAAGCGAGCAGAAGAAGCAAACGCAGCUCGGAAACACAUCCCUCCUACUUCAUAUACUGUCUGUAAGUAUCAGUCAGAGUGACGAGCAGACGUAAAUACCUUGUUAGAAUAUAAAACAGGCUUUCAUCAAGUUUUAACAAGGUGUUUUUGUCUGUCACUUUGACUGAAAGUUGUAGACAGAGUGAGCUAGAGUGCUGCUGUUGCUUGUUCUUGGUUUUUAUAAAGUCAUAAUGUUGUUUUUUUACUGCAGUGAAGGAUGAACGAUUAAUGAGAAAUCUUCUAGGUCCUAAUUCCAAAUAGAAAUAUUUGAUAUUUGUUGCUUGUAGAAUAUGCAAAGUCUGACAUCUGACCUGAUUUCCUUUCAGAUCUUCAUUUAAAGCCGUUUUAUUAUUCGCUCACCAACCUUGAAAGCUGAAACAAUGAUUGUCAGAUACCCCACCUUUCUGUGUCAUACAGCCUCAUAUACAGUAGCCUUAAACGGCAUUAUAAUAGCAUCAGUCUAGAAAAAAAAAGUGACAGCCGCUUUAAAGGCAUCCUAGUAAUCCAGUCUGUCUGUAACUUUCACCCAAAGUGACAACCAGACAAGAAUACCUUGUUAAAAAUAUACAAAAGGCACGCUGUCAUGUGUUGCUGCUGCUAAAAAAAAAGUCUCCUAUCCCAGGGAGCUGAAAUGCCAAAUGAAGGGUAUGAACAUGAAAUGGCACCUGAGGAGGAAAACAGCGCGCUCUGCGCAUCCUAAAAUGCGUGAGCAAACUGUGGAUUUAUUCGCUCGCUGCUACACACUCAAACACACACACACACUCACACUCAUUAUCUCUCCUCUUUUCCUCCUCCUCACAUACACACAAAUACUAUCAGUAUGCGUACGUGCUCUCAGCAGAUGUAAAUAACAGACUUCAGAGAUGAAGAAGACAAGGUUGGCAUAACAGGUGAAGGUACUCAUCAGCAUGUUGAGCAUCAGGUCUUUAACUUGAUAAUAAAGAUCUGAAGGGUUUAUUUAUUAUCAUGAUUCCACCUUAUAUUACUUUGCUUAGAUUAUUAUAAAUGAAGUGCAGACUUUUCCUCCAGGUUUAGAGACAGAGCAGUGAGGUAGACGGCCUCUUUACGCCUCAGGAGGUUCAUAAUUUGUUAAUUUUUUUUAGCUUCAUAAUAAGGAUGUAUGGAUGUUUGUAUUGAUAACUAUUAAUACACACUAUUCUUAUAAAAAGGUAUUGGCUUAUCAGUGCUGAUGGCUUGAAUUGGACUGUAUUUCACAAUCGAUGCUGGGCUGAGAUCUCAUGUCUGCGGGCAUGUUUCAAAUAAAUUGAAUAUAAUGCUAAAGAUAUUUUUUAUAAUAUUUGUGUUUUCAUACACUCUCACAUAUGCUGUCAUUUACAUCUAUUGUCAUCCGAAGCCUAUUUGAUCAUUAACAGUUUAUCUCUGAGCAGGCACAAGGAUUAAUCACAUCCCUCUUCUUGUUAGUACAAAUUAUGCAACAUAUCCACUUACACCUUUGAGAGGCUCUGGAGGAAAACAUUUUACCUGUCCAGCUAUCUCAUUAAAGCAAAUACAUAUCGCCCACUCAGUAAUUCAGCGAGUGUGCCUCAGCUUUAUCACUAGAGACCAAUGCUGUUUACAGGAGUGUGUUGUUAGCCAUCAUGUUUUGCUGUGACCCUAUUAAGCCCCCCGCAUGUUGUUGUUAUCAGCAACACGUUUCAUUACACCCCCAAAUCUCAGCUGCACGCACCAAACACUCAGAUUCACUCUGCAGGUUACUAUCAGCUGUUAGGAGAGCGGAUUUGAAAUAGCAGUGUUUGCUUACCUGACCUAAUGUCACAGUGUAAACUUUAUCAGAGCUAAUUAAAAGUAUGUUUUGAUGAGGCUGACCUUUGACCUGGUUGGUAAUGUUGGUGAACCCUAGCUGAGUUUUAAACGCCAUGGAAACUUCAAAACAAAUCUUUAUUUUUAUGGUACACUCAACUAUUUCUGUUACGUAUGAACAAAAUUUUGUGGGUGAAACUCUGAGGUGUGCUGGCAAUCACAGUUCUGGUAAAACUGAACAUUUACAAAUCCACCAUUGAUAUUUGAUUAUGUUUAAUAGAAAGAGUGCAGUUAGCAUAGUAUUUCAUUGAAAAUAUGGGUUGUCAAAAUCCUAAAGGAUUAAUGCAAAAACCUUCUUGAGCCGCAUCCUGGUUACAGACCUCUGAACUCCUGAUGUGGCUUUCAUUCAAAACAGUAUCGCAAACAAUGGGGAAAAAAACAAUCUUCAGUCAACUUAGAUAACUGACUACAGGCAAAGUUAAAAAGAUGUUUACUAUAGCUAGGACUGUAUAUGUACUGUUGAUGAAGUUAGGUGCUGCUCUGAGCAUUAUUUGAGGCUAUAGAGUGGCUUUUUGGUUGAGCGCAUGGCUCUCUGUGUUGCUGUCUGCGGUCGUUACUUAGGUUGGUAUAACUAGAGAAGCAAGUGGUCUGCAACAUUCAUCUCUCAACGGGGUGUCUAUCUCAGUGUUAUGGUGUGUUUGACCCUAACUUAAUUUUACACCAGAAUAUUCCUUUAUCUAAUCAGGUACAAAGCAACCAGCUUGGUCAUGAAUAAAUGAGUCUGAACAGUCAAAACAACAACAAAAAAGGCGUGUAUGAAUCAUGAAUCAUGAAUCACUGUAUUCCAUCAGCUUUGAAAAUAAACAUAAAGCACAUCUGAUCACAAGUAUUUAUCUCUGUAUAAAUGCUCCCUUAAUAAUCAUAUCCAAGAUGAAGCUUCACAUGUCUAACUACAACAAUGAAUUAUAAAAACACUCAUGUGAUCAUACUUUGCCACUAUACCACCAGAUAGUGACUGGAACUGCCACAAUAAGAGCACAACAAAAGCGACAACAGGUGAGGAACUCCCAGGAAUCAAAAUGAACAUUAUGUGGAACAGUAAAUUUACAAAAAAACUUGAUUUUUGGAGUAUGAAACCAGCAGGUGAGUGCAGACCUUACAGAGUCAGUGUGUUUUUAGCAUGUCAGUGGGAAAAAAACACAACAUGCCUUAGAGUCAGUCAGUAUUACAGUCUCAGGAUUCACUCCACGACCAGCUCAAAGACCUCUGCCUCCUCAAACUCUGCGUUCAUCUUUGCAGCCAGUGCGUCCAGCUCCACGGUGUCUAUCUGCUGGACCUUCUUCCUCCUCCUCUUCUCCUUCACCACAGCCACCCCGGGGAUGUUCGGGUCCACCUCGGGUACACAGUCAUCCGCUUCAAGCAUGGAUGUAAAAGAGUUCAGUCCAGAUAAAGACCCAGAAACCUCCAGCCUUGGCUUGGAUCGCCGUGUCCUCUGGACCACUUCGGGGGUGUUGAGCUUCUCAAAGCCGAAUAGGGUCUCUCUGGAGUCGGGGCUGUUCAAUGACUUGUCGCUGAGCCUGCUGUAGGAACGGCGAACUUUCUGCGACCACACCAGGUCUUCUUUAUCCACAGGAGGAGGAUGAGAGGCAGGCGGGGGAGAUGAGGGGAGGAUCGGGGAUGGCAUAGCGGCCUUCUUCUUCUCCUUCUUCUUACCCGAGGAAGAAGGCACACGAGCGGGGACAACAUCAGGGGUUGAGACCUUCUGCUUCUUCUGGAUGACUUCUGAGCGCCUCGGUGUGUUCUCCUUGUUGCUCUCUGACGGUGCAACGGUUUUUCUAGCCACUAUUUUCCUCACGGUGAUGGAGCGUUUGACCAGCGCCAUUUUGUUGUCACUGUUAACGGCUACCUGAGGAGAGGCGCUCAACCGCUGCGAACGUCUCUUCUGGGGACCGUUAACGUCCGCCAUUAUGAUGUUAGUCUCCUUUUCGUUCAUAAUUACCUCCCUCCGAGCGAUUUACACGACUUUCUUCGAUUUCUCUCAAGUUGUGGAGGUAGUAUCCAAGCACAAGCGCCACAACAAACAGUAGCAGUCCGCUCAAAUUGCCCGCCCAAGAACGACAGUGUUUUUCCGGUGACGACAACAGCCUGCGACGCCCUCUCAAACUUUUGCUGUGUAAUCUGCGCACAGGAGACCACAGAGACGACUGUCAUUUCACCAGAGUUAUUUAAAAUCCUCCAACUUCACAGCUAUCAUACAGAAUGGAGUAUUUAAUCGGGAUUCAGGGACCCGAUUUCGUCCUCGUCGCCGCUGAUAAUGUGGCAGCUAGCAGCAUCAUUCAGAUGAAACACGGUAUGACAAUGCGUUAGCUUAGCUGUUAGCCGUUCAGGCUACACUUGCUAACAGGCAUGUUUUCAUCGUUUAUCAUUUUAACACCGGUGUUUACUAUAAUUAGAAACCAUAAUUAAGCUUCUCCUUUCAUACGCUUUAUUAAAAUGUAUGGCUGACUUCUCCUGUUGUAGUAUAACUUAAAAUGUAGCUUUAAGCCGGUGAAGCUAAAUGUAGCUAUGGCUGCUUCAUUGAGCUGCAAGUGUUUAAAUGUCUUUAUUCUGCUCAUGCUGUAAGGAUAUCAACUUUACGACUCUAUCGGACAUUUUAAUCCAGUUUAAGACUUAAUUGAACUUUUCAAAGUCAGUUAAAUUUGCUAAAGAGGUGUCUCGUCUAUGAAAGUGAAAGUAAAUGUCGCUCACCCUGUUAGUCAGCAGAAGCCAUUUUUUAAUCAUUCAUCAACACCUGUUUUUUUCUUUUUCAGACUAUGACAAGAUGUUCAAACUGAGUGAGAAGAUCCUGUUGCUGUGUGUUGGAGAGGCAGGAGACACAGUCCAGUUUGCAGAAUACAUCCAGAAAAAUGUCCAGCUCUACAAAAUGAGGAACGGUAAGGACCCAGGAGAUAAUCACUGUCCACUUAAGUCUCCUUUCCUUCUCAGAGACCUGGAGUCAAAACUUUUUGUUUGCAACAUGAUGACAAUAAUCAGCUCUUUUUUGCCACUGAUCCCGGCCCUAUUAUUAUUAUACCGGGUACCUUCUGAUACCAUGUCCAAAAAUGCCACUUAAUCAGCCUCCCCUCAGGUUCAUACAAGUGUGCAUCCAGUGCGGCAUGCUUUAACUUGAAUAUGGAAGAAUCAACCUGAGAAGUAGGGGUCUGCACUGAUAUGGGGCAAACACCAGAGCUCUAGAUGCUUUCAGGAAACUAAAAGCAGUCAUUUUUUAUGCUGCCAAGAACCUUCUGGUAAUCCACAAUUACAGUAAUCCAAUUACAGUUCUGGUAAUUCUGUGUCUUGAGUUUCAAGGCAGUAGGGCAUAAUGUGAAUCUAACCCCCAAUUUCCAUCGCAACGGCUAUGGAAAGACCAUAUUCGCUGAUUGUAACCAUUCAAGUUGUGUCAAUGUGUCAAUUUCCACUGGUCUCUUUCCAUUCUGCUGUGGAUCGCUGGACUCCGCAGCUGAUCACAAGAGUUCUAUUUUUUACAGAUUAACCUGUGCUGGAAAGGAAGUCAGGCAUGAACACAAAAUAAAACAUCAGGCUUCUUUUCAAAAUAAAACACUUCGUAUUUCAAGUGGAUCAUAUUUCACACCAUGCAAACGGACGGGGAAAACAAAUGAAAGGUUUUAAGACAGCAUUUCACCCCAAUGACACCAUGGAUAAGGAGAUGUUGAUUCUAGAAGUCUAGAAGUAGAUUUCCUCCUCUGGAAGGACACAAUCUACUGCUUAUAUGGUUAUAUGGCUAUAGAGACAACUCAUUAUCGCGUGAUUGCACGUGAAUCCGCGGGUUCUUGUGAGUUGACGUGAUUCUUGCCACAAAGUUCACCUCACAAAUGGAUCCAGUGGGAAUUGUCGGACGGCGAAAAAUCGCAGCCAUUCCAGAUCGGAGCUGUUCUGGAUGCGGUGGAAAUUCGGGGUUAUCUUCUGUUGCUUCAGUGAAUUUAUCAUAUUUGUAGCCUGCUUAAUUUUCAGAAGUCCUGUCAAAUUAAUGGUAUUGAAUGCAGCACUAUUUGUACCCCCUCACUGAAGGAUUGGGAGUGGCUGUUUGACUUUUUUGCCGUCUAGUUUAAAAGAUUUACACAUUCAUGACAUUUGAAUCACUGGUUUGCUAAUUCUAAGUGACUCAUGCAUUUGUGUUCUGCUGCCAAUCGAACUCACUUUACAACAGCUGACACAAAUGAAUGAAAUGAAGUUUGUGUCAUUUGUAUUUCUCUUAUCAGGGUAUGAACUCAGUCCGUCAGCAGCAGCAAACUUCACAAGAAAGAACCUCGCAGACUACCUUCGGAGCAGGGUAACUAUAAAAAGACGCACACAAAAUACAUAUUCUCUUUUACAACACAAUCUCAGAAAGAAUCUAUCUUUUUUUAACUAUCUACAUUAAGUAGCCACAGAAGCCCCCGCUCUCUUUGGUGUGAGACAAACAUCCUGGGGUGUUCCUGUCAUAAUAGUGGCAAAGCUCUUUGUGGACACUGUGAAGACCAUUAAUAGUUUAUGCCAGCAAUAAAAACGUAUUAAGUUGGGAUACAACAGCUCAAACUGAGGAGAAAAAAUCCUAUCACAAACCAAUAAAAGCACACUUAAAACUUUAGAUCCUCUAACAUCCAGCCUGCAGUAAGUUAUUCAUGUUUACAUAAACCUUCAAAUUUUUCACAAGCUGUUUGUAAUGUGAAUACACGACAUUGAUCUGAUCUACUUAAACUUAAAACAUUAAAAAAAGUGUCCUUAUAAAGAUGGAACAAUCAAGCCCAUACAGAUGAAGCAUUAAAAACGCUGGAAGCUUGUUCUGAAUUUUAUGCAUUUAUUUUAAUUUGCUGAACUUGACACAUCCAUAGAAAAAUACUCUCUUUCUUUAAGCCUCGUUGUUAGAAAUCAUGUGUGCCUGUCGGCGCUGAUCUUUAAUGCGUGUGUCUUUUACUUUCAGCUUGUUACGCAACAUAAGAGCGGUGAUAGCCGUUACUUUGAGAGAACCGUUUUUGAAGCCCAGGGUUUAAGUUGUUAGUUUUAAGAGAAAAGUCAGAUGAGAGAUGUGCCAAUAAUCAAAAAAACAUCGAAAAAUAACAGUUUGAGUUGAUUCCCGGUUGUAACCUCAUAGGUGCUACACAAAACUGAAGAAUACAGAACCUUUUUGAGGGCCAAUCAACAAGUUUCACCAGUACCAAGAUCUCCACCUCAGACUUUUUCUCUCUCUACUCUGUGAAAUUGCAACUUUAACUUCGCUUGUGAAAGAAACCAGUCCACGUUUCUUGUUUUCAUUAUUCAAUCACUGUUAUUUUGAGCAUAUUUUCCUCACAAGAAAACAUUUUAUUUGCUUUUUUAGGUCAUUAACAACAUCAAUAUUUUUUUAGUCUGUUUCAUUACCUGAUGAAACUUCAUACAGAGGCUUAAAAGUUUUCCAAGCUAAGCUGAAUCCAACUAAAGGCAACGAGUGGUGUGUUUAUUAACUUCAUACUUAACAAUUUCAGCAGCGUCAGACACUGAGAAAAUGUUAAAUUUGGCCUUGAAAGUCAAGACCGCACGCUGCUCAUCACAGAAAACAAGCUGGGACCCUCUAGCCCGCACAUAUGUAAAUGUAUCACCCCUGAGAUGUUUCAUCUGCUGAAUUUGAGUGUUCAUCAAGUCUUCUCCGAGUCUGACCUGCUCCAGCUUUACGCUUGGAGUGCAUGUCUUAUUUUUACCUGCACAUCCACCUUUCAGUCGCAGUUAUCUUGGUGAAUUUUCUCAGUAGCUAAUUAAUCCUCUGUACCAGUGGUCAUCCUCUGAAUUAAGCAAAUCCAUCAUGGAGUGAUGAGCGCACAUACUUAUAAAAAUUUUAAUUUCUAUUUUAACUUAAUUACAUUCCUCUGUUGGCACUCGCAAUCUCAUUUUGCUCUAGGGAACCAAUGAUAGAAUCACAAAUUAAUUCCCAUAAGUUAAAGUAAUACUGGCUUCAAAUUGAGGGGUUGGUAUUCUUAUGUGAGAGGUUUACUCCACCGUGUCAAAAAUGGGUUUUAAUUCCUGAGAGGAAUUAUUUAUUUCAAGCUAAAGCUGUCAGCUGAAUCACUCCACCACAACAGAGACCACACUGGUCCUGAUGACGUAUUAGAGACGUGGUGUUUGUCUGAAGUUCAGGUGGGAUUUAACCCUCACCUGUGAUUGUUCUCAUGUUUGUGUCUCUUAUCAGCUUGAGACGUCAAAGCCGAACCAGUCGAUGCAUUUUGACAGAGUCAGGUACAUUUGUCAGCUUGUUUUGAGCAGCGAUGAAGAGGUUUCUCCAGAGACUUCAUGGCAACACCUGAGCCUGCAGCUGCCCCCCUUUUUCCCUCCACACACACCACCCUGAAUGCUCACGAUUACGAGACAGAUUUUUGACCUUCGAUUCCAAAUCUCGAACAAGCAGAAGUGUUUUCAAAACCUCUGAACCAAACAAGACAGCGUAAGCAGCUCAUUUAUAUCUGUGUGUGUUUGUAUAUUUAUGCAGAACACGUCUAAGAAACUGCACUGCUUUUUAAAAUUAUUAUGUGUGUCCUGAAGGCCUUGAACAGACCUCAGAUAGCUCCAGAAGCAAAACACACUUUAGACCUGGCAGUGCAGUCUAAAGUUCACAAGCAAAACUAGAAUCAAGCGCAUUUAAACUCCAAACAUAGACAGAUAGGAAGAAAACAUGAAGGUGUUAAAUAGUUUUUUAAGAUCAUUUACAUUGAUGUUGUUGAGUGUGAGUUAAUGCUGAUUAUUCUCCAGAUAGAGCGAUAGAUAGACGAAUAUAAACAUCAACACCACGCUGAAAGAAGAGGAGGAAAAGGUUAAAACUAAAAUCAAAUUAAAGAGCAGGGUUUUGCAGACAGUCUCAGGGUGAAAUUAGUCAGCCUCUAAAGGUUCUGCAGCAACAUAGUGACAGAUACAUGGAAAUAAAUGAGGAGAUAACACUCAGAAGAUAGGUCAUGUGUACUGUCACAAACACUGUCAGUCAGAGAUCGUAAGUAUCAUCAUUCUGUGAUGUAGUUUUAUUACAGUAUUGAUAUCUGUAGUGUAUAACAAAGUUGUAAAACUAAAUAUAUUUAUUAAGACUAAAAUAGAAUUUACAAGCAAUAACAUACUGUUGGAGUAAAAAUGGUUUACAAAUUUACCCAGAGUUUAAAGCGACAAGUGUCUGCAUCCUUUGUUUAGCCAACAACCGCCAAGAACUUUUCAUUUACAUUCAAAAAUGACGACAAAAAACACAAAUCCGUUAACUCUGUUCGGUGUUUGACAUUUGCUUGAAAAAUCACAGGAACAAUCCAGUGAUUUUCCAAAGUAUCAUCUACACCAGUGGUCUGGUCGCAACUGGUCUCACUCUGGGGCCCACAUUUUCCCAUGGUCCUUAAGUCGCGACCCACUUUUAUAGAAUUCAAACCAAGCAAAUUGAUUUUUUAUUUUAAAAAAAAAAACAGAAAACUUUUAAAGACUCAAAUCUUUAACACAAAUACACAAAUAUUGAGUAAAGUGCAUUUCAGAGCAAAUGAACUGAGGUCGACAGCUACUGAAGUUGCAUAUACAAAAAAUAUUUGCAUGAAAUAAACUUUUUAUUCAAAAUAAAAGACAUGACAUGUCAAACAUCAGAUUGAAUAUUUACUUUUUUGACCAGCUGUUCGUGACCCAUCUAGAACAUAUCCGCAACCCACUUUUGGGUCGGGACCCACCAGUUGAGAACCACUGAUCUACACAACCGUUAAAGUUUUAGACAAAAGUUUAAGUGACGUGGCCAAUCUAAGAGACGUGUUCGUUAUUAAAUCUAUCAGUCAAUCAGGCUUAAUUAGAGCUGUACAGUUCGAAGUGAACAACAAAAAAUCAACUAUAAUCAUUAUUGAUUUAAAACUGACGUUAAAAAGAUGUUGUUAUGGUGAUUAAAUGAGAAUAUGAAAGAAUUGAGCUUCAAUAUUCCUCAAAGAAGUUCCAGCAGGAGUUUCACACACAGACACACACACACACACACAUGCGCUCUCUUAUUUUCUCUCUGCUCGACUCACCUCUUCUGCUCGUGUCUCUCACACUAAUUUGUUAAGAAUAGUGCAGCCGCUGCCUGUCACAAUAGCAGAGUGGUGAAAAUAAUUACAAAAAACAAUUAGUGUGGCAGAGGAGGGAAUGUGGGACACAUCGAACAGGGAUAGAGGAGGGGGGAGGGAGGAGAGGGGUCCCGGGGGGGAGGAGGCAAGCAGGCCCAGUAGACAAACCGGAGUGUGAGAACGAGUAGGAGUCAACAUACACACACAAACACAAUCAGCAGCCUGCGCUCAGAGGGACCUAUAGGAUCACGAUCGUUUUUAUUCUGUCAAGGUUGUACGAGUUGUGGAGGAUAACAUUUAUAUUCAUGUCUUGCCAUAAGCUGCGAGUGUAUCGUUAUUUUUCGUGCCUCACGGUGAUGAAUUUGGUUUUAUGAGUGCAGGAUUUACGAACGCUGCGUCCUCAGGAGUGCUCAGAAAACUGAAGCAAUAGCACUUUCUCCUUUGCAGCCCACACCUUCCUGCAGCUAUGCUCCUCUCACAUUCAUCAACCUCCAGAGAACAUGGACAUUUGCAAAUUAUGUUGUAUAAACAGGUUUUUUUAUGCUGUUUUUUUUUUUUUUUUUUUACCCCCAGAACAUCUUGAGUAUGUAGAAUAUGUAAUGUGUGCUGUCCACUUGAAUACGAAACUGAGAGAAAUCAUCUGCUAAAGCCUCGUAUUGUUUAUUAUCAACUUAAGUUCAACUUCUUGACAUCAAGAUGGUCGCGGAGAAAACAAUAAUGAUAUAUAUCAAGAAAUUUAUAUUCCUCGAUAUCCAUAUGAAACAUGAUCAAUAUGCUUUUUGAUAGCCAACAUUCUGCCAUGUUUUGGUAGACUAUGCCGACCAUUUAGUGCGCUUUCUCUAGCGCAACGCCUUACGACAAAACGUCAAGGAGACACAAAGACCUCACAGAUGCAGUAGCUUAUUACAAUGCAAAAGACACUACCAAUAUGCACUGUUUAAUUUCAGGGAACAUUUAAGAUUGACAAGUGAUUUUUUAUAUCGUGAUAUAUGUCGAUAUCGACUGAUAUGAGAAAAAUGUAUCGUGAUAAACUUUUUUCCCAUAUCGCCCAGCCCUAGCAGGGAUAUUCUGAUGAUACUAAUUUAUUAGUCUUUGUAUUAAAGAUAUAAAUUCCCACCAAAUGACAAGACUAAAGGCAAGAAAGCACUCAAAUUACUGUUAAAAUUGAUCAUGGUUUAUUCAAUCAAACUAUCAAAUUGAUGGACUGAGUCGAGCUAACGCAGAGCUAGCUUACCUAUGCCUGUUUACAUCCAGGUAGUCAAGCAUUAGAGCGAUAUGGCGGUUAGCUUUGAGCACUACAUCUAGGAUACAACAUUUGACUGUCAUCUCAGGCCUACUAUAUAAUAAGAAUAAUAAGGGUUAUUUAACUGACUUCUUCAGGUACAGAAUAGUGAUGCUGCAGAGAUGAAACAGGGUGAGAGCUGCACUGAGUAAUGAGGCGCCCUUCAAGGAUGAGGGAGUCAAAUUGGAGAAUAAAUGAAUAAGUCUCCGGGUUAUUUGCAAACAUAGUUUAAAUUUGCAGUCUUAUUUGGAGAUCUUAAGGCCAUAAAAAUCAUUUUUUUAAUGAAACUAAAUACAGAGCUUUUAUUCUGCUACAGAGUGUCUGAUUUUCAGUUUAGACACAGGAAACUGUUUGCAAAGAGCUUGGACACUCAUUCAUGUCACAAAAGUCACUAUUCUUAAUUUUUACAUCUUAGUAUCUUUACUAAAUGAAACUAUCAAACCUGAUAGGAAUGAGCCUGAUCAGCAGAACAAAACUUACAUCCUGACCCUGAACUUGAUGAAAUGCUAAUGCAGAUCUGUUUUCUAGUCUUUUAUCAUCACUUGUGUUUUGAUCUGACGUCACAUACCAUCGAAAUAAUCAUUAUUUAAAGCUCCUGUAAAGAACUUUUUGGGUGGUAUUGUUUCAACUCAAGGAAACAAACACCGGUAUCUUCAUUCUGUCUGCAUCUACACAACUUUGAAAAGAAAACGAUGCUGCGUCUUCAGCUUAAAUAAACUUUGACACUCUGCGCUGGUCUCUGAACCAGAGAUCAGGCUUAUUUAUCGACUAAAACUAACGUAUCUAAAAAAAAUGAAAAAACAAACCUCCUGUAGACCCAGAGACCACGCUCUGCUCUUGUGGCUGCAUAUGUUUGAGUUUAUUUUAAUUAAUCUGAUUAAAUCAGAGCAGAUUAAAGUUGAGCCCAGACAGAGAGGAACGAUAAUGAUCUGCUUUUUGUACACUAUCUCUUUUUUUCCUUGUUUCCUACCAUCCUUAAAUCCUUGUCUGUAACCCCUCCUCCCCUACCCUCCAAAAAUCAUCACAUGAUCCCACUGGCAUGUUCAGACCCCCUAGGUUAAAAAACCACUGGCUGAUAAAUUAAUCAGUGGUAUAUUGUUAAUUCUGAUGGCCUUGUUCCUGCAGGAUAAAUUACAGAUGAGUCCUUUAGUCUGAAAGACGUCAUACCCGAGUGGCUGCAGACCUCGGGGAGGUGUAGUUAGCUAAAGCCAGCAGAGCAUGUCGGCGCAGAGCGAGCGAAACCCCCCGUUCACAUACGGCUGUGCACUGCUUACCAGCCCGCCGUCCACGAAAACAACUCGGCUAACCUCUGGAGUACGGCGUUCACACACACACACACAUACACACGCUGGCACACACACAAAAAUCACCUGAGGCCUCGGCUGUGCUGCAUGCAUAUCAGUAAUGAUACACAUGAAAUUCACCACAAAGCAGAACAACAACUGCAAAGUUUUAGGGGCAUGAAAAGUCAGCAUCUGCUCAGCUUCUGUUUGUUUUAGCCGACUGACUGAUACACGAAAACGUUAGCCAAAGCUGAAGAGUAACACAGAUGAUAUUGAUGUUUAAAUAAGUUAGUUUGAGGAAGUUUAGCCCGAUUGCUGCUUCUCAAAGCCGAGACAUGAGGUACAAUUGAUCCAGUUAAACUCUGGGGAGGCAGAUGGCGUAUAAAUACCAAACUUGACUUUUCCAGACUCUACGUUGGAGCCUGAAGGCCUCACGGUUUUCGUCUGUAGGUGUAAUUUUGCACGAGAAAGUUGAAAUUGUUACUCUGUGAAGUUUGAGCAGUAAACGUCGGGUUUGUCUGUGAGUAACGGCAGCAACAGUUAGCCUCCGCGCCGCUGCGGUGAUUUACAGCUGGUCCCAUAUGGGUUUGUAAGAUACUUUGUAGCACGGGCACACAAUGGGCACAAAUAAUUACUGGCGCCAUAUUGCACACGCGGCUCCCCUGCUCCUGCACAGAUGAACAAUUAAUACAGCAGAUUGAGGAGAAAUGCCAAUAAAGAGAACACGCCCCGGGGCAGGGUGCAGAAUCAGGGGGGAGGAAAAGAGGGGGGAGAGUGCUGGAACGAGGAAGAGCGGAGUUUUGGGAAGAGUUUGUGAUGAUUUGUAGCAGCCUGACCUUAAUUUGAGUCGCAGCUAAAACAGGUUUCACUUUGUACCCCGCGAUAGAAAAUGUCGUAAAAUCAAAGAGGCCCAUUCGGAAACGGAUUUAGUCACACAAAGCUCUCCUAAUUCGAAGUCUCCUUCAGUUUGGGCGAAUGCGUUCCACUUUUUCUGGGUCACGAAGAACACGACCUUCACAGCCCAUCGUAUUCAUUAAUUCUUUUGCCGUCAGUUUUAACUAGAUGGCGGCUAACGACACAUAUUUAAGACAAUCUCAGAGGCUCUUAUUUUUAAUUUUCAUGUUUUUUCUUCUUUUAAGUCUUUACAACAACAGAAAUGUUUGAAUAACGUAGAGCUGGUACGAUAUGUUUUUCUCCCGAUUCGAUUCUUCUACGAUUUUUUGGAUGCCGAUUUGAUUUAAAUUGCGAUUCUACGAUAUUGUCGAUUUUCUCGAUUCUUUUUCUAAAAUUUCACAUACUGUGUGUCUACUUCUGACCAAUGAGAUUGCAUGUUGUCGCGACGUCUGAUUCACCGGUAUAUCCAACAUGGCCGACCGGCUGAUUGUUUACGUGUCGGAAAACAGAGUACUUUUUGAUAAAAAUCACAAAUAUUACAAAGAUAUCGACAACUUGUGGAGAGUCAUAGCGUCGGAUUUCUCAUAUGACGAUGGUUUGUGUGCGUUAACAGUUUGCUAAACGUCUUUGUUUUAACUUUCAUCUGUGCUAAGUAACUUAAAGUCUCCUUCCACCCGGGACGCGUCUUUUUUCCCCCCCGGAAAGUCGCAAAAUUGCAUCGCGCUUGAUGUGUAUAGUCAGGUGCACCAAAAUUCGCCUCAGAAUAUUUCGUAAUUUCGCGUCAUAUAUUUGUGUCAUUCCGGUUUUUAAGAUUUAUUCUUAAAUUUGAAAAAAAAAAAAAUUUAACUUAAAAAUCUAUUUAGAAAUUGUAAAACAGAAAUUGUAAACUCAUGUGAAUCUAUUUCUUCUCGCACCCCUAGAGUAAUGCCAAAUAACCCUUGCUGAGCGCCGUAAGGUGUUGACGACAGGUGAAUCUUUUGUUUCGAGGCGCUCCGGUCGUCUUGUUUGGCUGAGAGCGAGGAGUCACAGCGGGGAGUGAAGGGUUAAACAUAUGAAGAAAAAACUCGUUUUGUUUGCAUAUGAAGCAGGGUGUGAGUUCAGGUGGCUGGUUAACAAGGUGCCUGGUUCCCUCUGAGGUGACAUGGGAAGAGAGAUAUUUUGAUGCCAAGUCCAUAUCGCUGUUACAUUGUAACCACUGAGACAGGUGUGCGGUGGGUGGGGGUGACGCCACUGGGGCAUUCGCAGACUCACACACAAAUACACUAACAUAUUCAUCCUGAGAUUCACGCCUCACAAACACACUCUCUCUUUCUCACGUGUGCGUGCGUGUGUGUGUGCGUCGUUAGCGCACACACUAAAGCCUUCUCCACAGGGAGCGUAACUAUCCUCAUUGCCCUCGUGGCAAACGCAGCGCUAACACACACAAGUCACAGAAAUAAGCAGGUCGUCAGAGUGAAAAACUGAAAAGAGAGGCCAGGUGAGGAUUACGACCUGCCUGCUGUUGUAUGAAUCAUAUUUGCCUUUUUAAAAAAAACACAAUUUUUCACUUUUCUUCUUGCAUUUUUAAUCAAAAAACUGCAGCAUUUCUUCAAGAAAUUAGGCCCAAAAGUUGUUUUGAAAUCCCCUAAAAAUCCUCUUGCUUUAAAGGGAUUUUUUAGAAACGGGGGAACAGUGGCGAAAAAGAGAAAAUUAGUGUUUUGGAGGAAGAGCAGGGAGAAGAGGCUGCGAGCGUAAAAGAUGUAAUUUAAAAAAGAGAAGAUGAGGGGGGAGGAAGGGGCAAGAAAAACGACUUUAGAAGUUUUUAAUGAGCCCUGGCGCGACUCCAGGGCACGGGGUGAGGAGGAGGGGGAGGGAGAGAGGGAGGAAGGGAGUUAGGGGAGGGAUGAAGAGGGAGGGGGAGGGCGCAAGGGAGGGAGCAACAGGGGUGCUGACUCCCAGCAGAUGUCACACUGCUAGUGACACCCUGUAACACACACACACAUAUACAGUAUGUACCUUCUCUGUCCUGUUACGCUAUUUCACCUUUCCUCUCCCUCUCUCCUCACCUCCCUCUGUCUUCUCCUCGUUUAAUGCGUCACUUAUAAUUAAAAACUAAAUAAAUAAUUUAGCUGCAAACCAUAUUGAUCUAAAAAUGAGUGCUAAAUUAUUACAGACCUCAAGAACUUGUUGAUUUAACGACAUGAGAGACCUCUGGUGACACCGUCAGGUCCAAACAUAUGCUGAUUGUCACCUCUAAUUGGAGAGAUAUGGUAUGGAAAUGCAUAAAUCAUGCACUGUGAAGGUUGACAACACACAGAGUGUACUCAAUUUUACCCAUCCACCCUCUGUGAUGUAUGGGAUGUGUAGAUUUUUUUGUGGAUUUGGAUUUAGCCAAGCAGCGGAAGUCUUGUUUUACAGAUGUGACAUCGAAUUUUCAACGUAAAUGAUCGAUUUAAUGCUGCGUUCGAGCUACCUCAGUCCGAGCCUGAAACAAGAUGGCUACAUCUACGAAAGUUAUUAAAUGACUUUCGUAGAUGUAACCAUCUUGUUUCAGUCCUCCGAUUUUGCCUGAAACACGAUGGCUACAUAGCUUCCGUAGAUGUAGCCAUUUUGUUUCCGCCUCCAAGUUUGCUUUUUUCCGACUUGGUAACUGAAACGCUGGGAACUCGGGUGUGACGUCAUUUUCAGCUCCGACAUCUUCUGAGGUAACUUUAACGCACCAUAAUUGUUGAGAGUCAGCAGGAUAAGAUCAUCUGUCAAAAGUACUAUGUAUAGUACACAAUAUUGGCCACAGGGGGCGCCAAAGUUGACACAAACUUAAAAGUUCAUUACAGGAGCUUUAAACUCAUUUCCUGAGAGUUUCUAAAAGAGCUUACGAAGUUUUAAAAUCAUGUCUGAUGGAGUAAAGUCUGCUCUGUUGUGUUAAUAAAUCCCUGUGAUGUUCAUGAUUGUGUUUCUUCUACACCUCUGUAAACAAACCCACACGGCUUCAGUAAACACAAUUAAAAUGCUCUCUGCCGCACACCUCACUCAUGCGUUGACCUUUUCCGAUGAAUUAUUUACAGACUAAAACUUUAUAAUCCCCCUUAUAGAUCUAAAUGUUAAUCUUCCCCCCGCACUCACUCUCUCUUCUUCUCUGCAGACUCCUUAUCAUGUGAACCUGUUGCUGGCGGGCUACGAUGACACAGACGGCCCUGGUCUCUAUUACAUGGACUACCUGUCUUCCCUGGCCAAGGCCCCCUUUGCUGCCCACGGCUACGGAGCCUUCCUCACUCUGUCCAUCCUCGACCGGCACUACAGACCAGGUGAGCUCAGGGAAAUGCUUCAUACGUGUGUUUUCUUAUUAUUAUUGUUGAGCGGCUGAGAGUGUGAAACAAAGAAAUGUAUUCCUUCCUGCUCUUGGUGAAUAAAAAAACCAAAUGAUGAGAGUGUGGAUCUAUUUUUUUGGGUUUGAUUUUUAGGAGUUUGUAGAGAAAUUAUCCAAACAAAGAAGUUAAUUUAUUUCUUCAUUUUUUUCUGCUGUAGAUCUGACCCGAGAAGAGGCUAUUGAUCUGCUGAAGAAGUGCAUCGAGGAAGUAAGUUGGUUAAGUAUUUUAUCCCGAAUUCAUAAAUAUGAGUAACAAAUAACUGAUUUGAUUUCUUAUUUUGUUAUCCGGUCUUUUUAGAUUUUGGCGUAGCUUUAAAGGUCCUUACACACCGGGACCGACGCAUAUAUACGACGCAAAAAUUACGAAAUACUCGAAGGCGAAUUUUGACGCGCCUGACUAUACACAUCAAGCGUGAUGUGACUUUCCGGGGGGGAAAAGACGCAUCCCGGGGAAGACUUUUCCUCCUUCGCCUCUGAUUGGCUAGAGAAGCUGGAAACGUCAUCACACACUCAAGCCAAAUGGUCAGCACAUAUAGCCAAUCAGAGGCGAUAAGAUAAGCACAUGAAACUAUGGUAACAAUCGUUAGCUUAAGUUAGCACAGAUGAAAGCGUUUAGCAAACUGUUAAAGCACACAAACUAUCGCCAUAUGAGAAAUCCGACGCUAUGACUCUCCACAAGUUGUCCUUCAUGUCGUUAUCUUUGUCAUAUUUGUGUCUUUUAUCAAAAAUCACUCUGUUCCCCAAAACAAACAAUCAGCCGGUCGGCCAUGUUGGAUAUACCGGUGAAUCAGACGUCGCAACAACAUGCAAUCUCAUUGGUCAGAAGUGGACACACAGUAUGCGAAACUUUAGAAAAUUCGACUGUGAUCUGAAAAAAUAAAAGCCGCGAUAUCGCAGGACAGGAAAACAUUGCUGUUGUGAACACUUGUAUUGACAGGAUACUGGUUCGAAAAAAAAAAUUGACGUCCGAAAUAAUCGCACAAUAAAAACUCUCCCGGUGUGAAAGAACCUUAAGAAUGGCAUCUUUUGUUUCCGUUGGACAUAAAAUGAUGAAUUGGAUUAAAUCCUUUAUCAGAAUUUCAUGCCAAAGAAUCCUUUUAAAUAAACCAAAUAAGUCAAAUUUUACUUCUUUAGGUUUAUUUUAAACCACUACCAAAAUUGCUGGACUUGAUAAACUUUUACUGUACACUAUUAGUUUAUCAUUUACUGUUUUGGUUCUUGUCCAGUCUGCUCCCUCUUGAAUAGAACUCAAACUUUUAAUCAAAUUAGACACAUUUUAUUACAUUAUUUGAUCACAAAAACUUUAAUGUGCAUUUAGUGGAGGUGUAAUGAGAUCUUGCUGUCCAACAACACAGGAGCAGUUUCUUAAAUCAAGGAAAGGACGAAUAAAGAGGAUGUUAUAGCACACAGAAUAUAAACAUCAUACCUCUGGCACGGGGACUCAGACUAUACUAAUAUGUAGCGGUCGUUUCCCAAAAUCAAAUCAAAUACAGGUGUGAAAAAUGAAGUUAAACGUGUACCUCUUAAGUGACACACAGCAAGAAGGAAAACAACUGUUGUUGAUAAAAGUUUAGAGCACAAAUGUCAGGAGUUUGUUAACUAUACUCAUCUGUGUAGGUCUCGAUCGAACAAGUGCAGUGACAGUAGACAUUCUUCGAGUUUGAAACCCUCCUCGUCUAAGUGCUCGUCCACCAGCACAGGGGUCUCCUGAAGUGGCAUUUCGAUCUACUGUGUAUUGAGUGUCCCCAGCAAGUGGCAAAAUUGACAAAAAAGUUGACUUUUGAACUUUGGAAAGUGACACUUAGAAAGGUUUCCUCAGUUCAGUCCUCAACCGCUCUGACCUCAGAGAGAAGCAGAGAAAGACCGCUUCCAGCCUUCAGUGGACGGAGCGACAGAAGAAAGUCACCGAGACAAAAGUUUUCCCGGGUAGAAAUCAGCAUUGUUUUAUUGAUUUAUUGAAGUAAUAGGACUCAGCCCACAGUGGAACCAGAAAGCUCAGACGCACACUGAAAAUAUCUGCUUUUAGAAACUGGAAAUAGUGACAUAAAAGGACGGGGACAUUUUGGUGAUUUUUAGCAGCUGGAGAAUAAGACUUUUUAUAAAAAUCUCCAUUUCUAUGUUGUUUUGGAAUAAAAAUACAGACAAAAACCUCUUAAAUAAAUACAAGUUUUGCCGUCUUAAGUCUCUACGGUCAGUUUUUUGCUUUUUAUCUUUUUGAGUCUGUAUUUCUCUUUUUCAUUAAUCCUAAUACCUCUCCUCCUCCUCCGUCUCGUCUCUUCCUCCUGCAGCUGAACAAACGCUUCAUCCUCAACCUCCCCUCCUUCAACGUCCGUUUGAUUGACAAGGAGGGCAUCCAUGACCUGGAGAAGCUCACCUCUGGCGCUAAGUGACCGCUCACUGCUUGACUACCAACCCCUUCACGCCCUCGGUUCUUCUUCUUCUUUUUUUUUUUUUUUGUACUGUUGACCUCCUUGCUCUUUCUGUUCCAAUAAAAAGUGACACACAGUUGAGAUACGAGCUCUUUGUCCCUGUGGUGCUU
Messenger RNA from Xyrichtys novacula (pearly razorfish), 19913 nucleotides. The record is from the annotation of a GenBank genome assembly. Lineage: Eukaryota; Metazoa; Chordata; Actinopteri; Labriformes; Labridae.